Molecule: messenger RNA, 2013 nt
Organism: Brienomyrus brachyistius
Lineage: Eukaryota; Metazoa; Chordata; Actinopteri; Osteoglossiformes; Mormyridae
Product: protein rapunzel-like
Exons: 2
Coding region: 156-1340 (394 amino acids)
Source: RefSeq, a predicted model, not a curated record
GUUCUCCUGUCCGUCCUCUACUAAUUCAAGGAUUUUUGGCAUUACUGAAAGAAGAGCCAAAGGGGAAAAAACUUGGAGGAACGGCAACAGCUGCUGGCCGAGUCAAGCGUGGACAAGACUUGCCUACAUUUGCAGCUGCAUUGCUCUCUUAGGCCAUGACCAACCCCUUAGAGAAAGUGGUGGCCCAGAAGAAAGAAGCCAUUGAGGCAGUGAUGGAGAUGUUUGAACGAGGGGCAGAGGUCCUGGCCAGUGCUGUGGGGGAGAUCUUCCCUCUGUGUGAGGUAGCGGCUCCCAUUCUGCGGCUGACUCUGGACAAUGUGCAGAGCAAUGAGGUCUUCUACGUCAAGGAGCAGUUCCUGUCUGUACGCAACAAGCUGGACAUUCUGUCCACCCAGCUGGAAGAAAUAGACUAUGAAAUCAAAAAGGGCCAGGUGGACGCUCAGUAUUUCUCCGUGGAGGAGAACAUUCAUAAUCAGUUCCGUAAAUACAUGGACAUCUUCGAGGCCAAACCCCAGUUUCGAGAGACAAAGACCAGACUGUUUUUGGAACAUUUCUCCAAAACUGGUGGAGAGAAGAAUCUGAAUUCACUUUGUGAUGCUGUUUUAGGACGCAACAUCUUUGUGGAAUCAGUCCUGGAGGUGGUGAAAAACUAUGAAGGUCAUAACAGGAGGAUCUUGGAGAACUUCUGCGUCAGGAUGAAGGAACUGUUCUGCCUGGGCUUGAUUGCCCUCUUGGGUCACACCGCUCUCACCCAGGAGGAAGAGGAAGAACAACAAAUUAUUGAAAAAUGGAACCAGAAGAUGCAGGAGGUUGAGAUUAGGAUGAAGACGGCGAUUGAAGAAUGUGUUGCAGCUUUUCCCGAGCAGGCCUGUCUGGACAUCCAGAGGCUGGUACGGGAGAAGGGAGAGAAAAGCGACCCAGACACAGCGCAGGAAUUGGUGGAAUUCCUCUCAAAAAAGUACGACUGGGUGUGCUGGUCCGUCCGUGUGGUCAGCCACUCCGGCAGCAGCUACCGUAACUGGCGGGCCGGAGAUAACUUCCAGCAUGUGGUGGGGCAGAGCUGGUUCGACGUGCCGAACAUAAACAAUGUCACCGUAGUGGUGUCCUACAGCAGCCGCCCGCAACCCGUACUCCAGGAUUGCAUCCAGCAGUUAAUGGAUGGCAUGGGGAAGAAGGGCGAUGUGCAGCUUGUGGCAGAGGACCUGGAGAGGAAGUUCCCUGGUAUGGUGGUACACACGGUGAGCAGGCAUAAGGAAAUCAGCGCCUACUGGAGCUUCCCGGAAGACUGUCACUACUGGAAGAAGCACAAAAACAUGGCCCUCUGUGUGCAUUCUGAGUGAAGGCCCCCAUCAGAAGAUCAGGAGAGCAAGGGAAACAUGUUCCGCUCUCAGCUAUCAGAUUACCGCUUAUUGAUUUGUGUGCAAUGUGAGGUGCGGUAUUAGCUUAUAAGCUUAUCCUUUGUUUUUCAGGCUUGAGACAAAAGGCUAGAUAAUGUAAUAUAUCUUACUACGAUAACAGAGACGAGAUGUUCUCUGUAUGCUUCGAAUUCACUGAUGUCUUAAUAUAACAAAACUCCAUGCUCUCCCAAAUUUCCCUAUCAAAAUAAGUGCAAUGUUGCAAUCGAUGUGAUUAGCUAUGGUUCUCCCUUGAGCCUCUGGCAGAUUUAUACAAUAGGUGACAACUGAUUGGCUGAUGAGUGAUGGAUGUUUUCAUGAUCGUUGCUGAAUUAUAUAAUUUCAUUGGCUGUCCAAGUCCAGGUCUGGUCAGAUGAUGUUAGUGAGCCGCUGAAUGGAUUGCAGACCAGGAAUCUUUCUUACUUGCCGGAGUAUCAAACGGAACCCAAUAACAAAGGCUGUGGUACUUCAAGAUCACAGGGUCGUUCAUGCAUUAUUUACUCAAAGUCUCUUUAAGAUUCUACAUACGUAUGCAUGACAUAAAUAAAGCAUGACUUUCAAUGCAUUUUUUGGAGCCCAAGUCAUUGGUGACCCUAACAUUUGACCGUUGUUCUGUUGA